UCCACCCUCCUCAAGAAAGGACACCGGAAUAUUUGCCUGCUGAACGUCUUUUCCCAAAAUCGUCUCUUCUUAGCUACAUUUUCUUCCAUGAUGAGUUGGAUGAAGUGUUGUGUGUUCCCCCUGGUGCUGCUGUGCAUGUGGCAGCUGCAAGAAGGAGCACACGCCUGCACUUGUCCUCUCACGCAUCCACAGACCGCCUUUUGCCAGUCAGGUGUCGUAAUCAAGGCAAAGGUGGUUGCAAAAAAAAACGGCGUUGGUAAAUUUAACGACGUCAAGUAUGACAUCCAACACAUUGCGACAUUCAGAGGCCCUGAGAAGCUCUUUGGUACCAUCUACACUGCAUCCAACUCUGCAGCAUGUGGUGUGAGUCUGACCAAUGGUGUAGAAUAUUUGAUCACAGGUCGAAUGAGAUCUGACGGGUCUCUGUACAUCUCAUUGUGUGACUACAUUGUUCCCUGGAAAAGCAGCCACACGAUCCUGGUGGAGCGUUAUUCAAUGGGCUGUAAUUGCAAGAUCACUCGCUGUGACUCUGUCCCGUGUGGGAUCAGCGGCCCGACUGAGUGCUUGUGGACGGAAAAGCUGUUUGGUGAUUCAGGGCAGGACAAACAAUGUGCUUGCAUCAAGAGAAGUGAUGGUUCCUGUGCUUGGUACAAGGAUGCUGCCUCACCCAAGAAGGGUUAAUGAACAUUUAAGGAUGCUAAAAACUUCAAUGUAUAAUAUCUAUUAAAAUUGAACAUUUGAAUCAA
Messenger RNA from Entelurus aequoreus (snake pipefish), 746 nucleotides. RefSeq names its product metalloproteinase inhibitor 2-like. The transcript is spliced from 5 exons. Gene Ontology annotation, molecular function: protease binding; metalloendopeptidase inhibitor activity. Lineage: Eukaryota; Metazoa; Chordata; Actinopteri; Syngnathiformes; Syngnathidae. Gene Ontology annotation, cellular component: extracellular matrix. Gene Ontology annotation, biological process: negative regulation of membrane protein ectodomain proteolysis; negative regulation of endopeptidase activity. The record is from RefSeq and is a predicted model, not a curated record. The coding region runs from base 88 to 681 and encodes 197 amino acids.